AUGGAUAAGGAUGAACGUGCAAAGUACAUGGCCUAUCGAAAAGAAAAAUUGAGCUGCUAUGCACGUCUCGCGGCCACUAUUAUGCUUGCUCGAGAGUUUGUAGACCAGAGUAAAGAUUUCAGAUGUACAGUUAACAGAUCUACCUUUAAUCCACUGCGUAAGUCACAUAUGAAUGCGCUUUCAGUUGAAAUGGAUAAGGAUGAACGUGCAAAGUACAUGGCCUAUCGAAAAGAAAAAUUGAGCUGCUACAAUCCCGAGAAAGCAUCUAGAGGCCUGAAAAUGGAUCAAGUUUUGGAUUGGUUGGAUGAAGAGACUAAUGAAUAAAGUACAAUUUUAAUAUGUGCAUGUGCUUAUGAUUUUAUAUUAGAUCACAUCUAGUGGCACAUCUGGUUCUCCGUCAGACUAGACAGUUCUCUCUUUCGCCAUCCACCAAUCGGUAAUAGGACAAUCGAGAUUGACUAGACCACGAGCUACUUGAGCCUCGUGGUCUGUGAUAUCAAUUUCAGAUACCGGGUUGUUUAAUCCACUGAACCCUAGAUAGUUACGAAGCUCCUCCAUAUUUCGCUCGAUAGGAUUGCGUUCUCAAGCUAUAUCUCUGUCUGCCUGGCCUCUCUCCAUACUGAAGGCAAAGUGCCCGACUUGCUUCUUUCUGGGAGUACAUACACAUAUACCCAGCUUUUCUAAAAUGCAGGAGACUCUAAAUAAAGUGCGAAAUGUAUGUAUUUAAUUCUGACCUCAACUUUGGUUUUAUACCUGAGGUGUUUGUGCUAGUGUUCAGCCGCUUGUGUUUGCCAGGGUAAAAAUUCAUAUGGUCAGUAUGAGAACCCUUAUGGAGAACACUUUAACACUUCGAUGCUAUUCUAUUUCAACUACUCAGACC
Messenger RNA from Sphaeroforma arctica JP610, 880 nucleotides. RefSeq lists its product as hypothetical. Lineage: Eukaryota; Ichthyosporea; Ichthyophonida. The transcript has a single exon. The coding region runs from base 1 to 324 and encodes 107 amino acids. The record is from RefSeq and is a predicted model, not a curated record.